Molecule: messenger RNA, 1879 nt
Organism: Athene cunicularia (burrowing owl)
Lineage: Eukaryota; Metazoa; Chordata; Aves; Strigiformes; Strigidae
Gene: GALNT12
Product: polypeptide N-acetylgalactosaminyltransferase 12
Exons: 11
Coding region: 1-1773 (590 amino acids)
Cellular component (GO): Golgi apparatus
Source: RefSeq, a predicted model, not a curated record
AUGCGGUCCUCCGGCAGCCCCGGCUACCUCUGUCAGGAGACAGCGCGGCUUGGGGGUGUCUCCGUCAUCUCCAAUGACCAAAGCAGCUUGCCGUGCCCGUGCCAGCUCUGUGCCAGCCGGACCCUCCCUCUCCUGGGGGUACCCCUGCGUGUCGGCCACACAGCUACCAGCGCUCACGAAGCUCCCUCCAGCUCAAGGCUGAUCAGAUCACCUCCUCCUCGAAGGGCAACAGUUCAGUGCAGAUGUGAAGUCAGUGCUGUGCAGUGGAUCGAGCUGUAUGGUCAGUUCUGGCCUAACACAAAUACUCAGUUUAGCGGAGGAGUUCACCUCCGCAUGGGCUGUCCUGUGAGUAAGCAGCCGGCUGGUGAGAGGAAUGAGUUGAGUAGUUGUGGGUGCAGAGAGAAGAAGUAUGAUUAUUACAGCCUGCCAAAAACCUCUGUUGUGAUAGCUUUUUAUAAUGAGGCUUGGUCAACACUUCUGCGAACUGUUCAUAGUGUUCUUGAGACAUCCCCAGAUAUACUUUUGGAAGAAAUUAUCCUUGUGGAUGAUUACAGUGACAAAGAACAUUUAAAGGAGUCUCUGGAAAACUAUGUGGCUGGCUUACGCAAGGUGCGUCUUAUCCGUGCAAAUAAACGAGAGGGACUGGUUCGAGCCCGGCUGUUGGGGGCGUCGGUGGCGAAAGGAGACAUUCUGACAUUCCUGGACUGCCACUGUGAAUGCCAUGAGGGCUGGCUGGAGCCGCUGCUGGCAAGGAUUGCAGAAGAAGAAUCAGCAGUUGUCUGCCCUGUUAUUGAUGUUAUUGACUGGAAUACAUUUGAGUACUUGGGAAAUGCUGGUGAGCCACAGAUUGGCGGAUUUGACUGGAGGCUGGUCUUCACUUGGCAUAGUACCCCUGAAAGAGAACAAAAACGGAGAAAGUCCAAGACCGAUGUGAUCAGGUCUCCAACCAUGGCAGGUGGAUUGUUUUCUGUGAGCAAGAAGUAUUUUGAUUACCUUGGUUCAUAUGACACAGGAAUGGAAGUCUGGGGAGGAGAAAACCUUGAAUUCUCAUUUAGGAUAUGGCAGUGUGGAGGAAGUCUUGAGAUCCACCCUUGCUCACAUGUAGGUCACGUUUUCCCCAAACAAGCUCCCUACUCACGGUCGAAAGCUUUGGCAAAUAGCGUGCGUGCAGCUGAAGUAUGGAUGGAUGACUAUAAAGAAAUUUACUACCAUCGAAACCCACACGCUCGCCUGGAACCAUAUGGAGAUGUGACAGAAAGGAGACUCCUUCGAGAGAAGCUGAAAUGUAAGGACUUCAAGUGGUUCUUGGAGAAUGUGUACCCAGAGCUUCAUGUACCUGAGGACAGACCGGGCUUCUUUGGAAUGCUGAAGAGUAGAGGAAUGGCAAACUUCUGCUUUGAUUAUAACCCUACAAAUGAACAUCAAGUAACUGGACACAGGAUCAUACUAUACCCAUGUCAUGGCAUGGGACAAAAUCAGUUUUUUGAGUACACAUCCCAUAAUGAAAUACGUUACAACACCCGACAGCCAGAAGUCUGUGCAGCAGUCGAUUCGGGGACCGACUACUUGACAAUGUACUUGUGUGAAGAAAACGUCCACAGUAUUCCUGAAAACCAGAAGUUCGUUUUUAGAGAGGAUGGUACCUUGUUUCAUCUACAAACUCAGAAGUGCAUACAAGCAGAGUCAAACGCUUACAAUGGUAACCCAGCACCAUUGUUACGACCGUGUACCAACUCAGACUACCAAAAAUGGUUCUUCAAAGAAAGAAGUUGAUUGAGAUGUCAUCUAGGAUAUAGCUGAAUAUGAAAUUGUGCUCUUUCUAGUCAGCAGUUAGCCUUUUGAAAAUCACAUAAGUGAAUAUAUUUUUGUAUGGAAAGAA